Girardinichthys multiradiatus is the source of this 2148-nucleotide messenger RNA. RefSeq names its product thrombomodulin-like. The transcript has a single exon. Gene Ontology annotation, molecular function: extracellular matrix protein binding; calcium ion binding; transmembrane signaling receptor activity. Gene Ontology annotation, cellular component: extracellular matrix; external side of plasma membrane; membrane. The record is from RefSeq and is a predicted model, not a curated record. NCBI's taxonomy places the organism in Eukaryota, Metazoa, Chordata, Actinopteri, Cyprinodontiformes, Goodeidae. The coding region runs from base 236 to 1906 and encodes 556 amino acids. Gene Ontology annotation, biological process: cell migration.
AUAAAAGGGUCGGUGGGGGAAAGCCCCAGCUGUGCGUAAGCGCGUAAAACCCGUGCGUAACUGUAGAUGUGGUGAGUGUGGAGUGAAGGGGCCCAGAGCAGCCCAUUAGUCAGUUACUCAGAGCGGCUUCCUUCCUCUGCCCUAAUAUGAAUUUAGGGGCUUAUAAAUGCGACAUAAAUAGUUCCCCGAAGAAAGUCCGCUCAAGAAUUUAAACGGACCCAGCUGAGAUUGAAACAUGAAUGUUGUAGUGGGGCUGUCUGUGUUGCUGUUGGUUUUCCUCCAGGAAAACGCCGAGGGAACAGAGCGGAAUAGCGGCUACUGCAUUGGGAAUUCAUGCUUCACCCUGUUCCGGGAUCCGAGAACUUUCACAUCAGCGGAGAGUCAGUGCGGAGUCCAGAACAGUCAUCUGAUGACAGUACGCACCUCUGUGGCCAACGAUGUCCUCUCCGUCCUGCUCGGAAACUUCAGCGGGAGCUUUUGGAUCGGUUUGCACCGCCUGAGCGGCUGCCCGGACUUGUCAGAGGAGCUCCGAGGCUUCCAGUGGGUAACCACAGACACGGAGAGCGACUUCACUUACUGGCUGCCGGGCUCUGACAGCAGCUGCUCCGCGGCUCGCUGCGUCUCUGUGAACAGAGAGGAGGACUUUAGAUGGAGCCAGAAGCCGUGCGACCAGCCGGCAGCCGGCUUCCUCUGUGAGUACAGCUUCACUGAACCCUGCGCUAUUCUGCCACCUGACCCGCGGGAGUCUGUGAUCUACUGGACUCCCUAUGGGUUCGAGGUGGAGGAUAUGCAGUCCUCCACUCUGCCGCCUGGAAGCAUCGCCACCAGAUUCCCAUCCGAGACCAAAUACAUCUGCUCCGUCGAGCAUUGGCUGCAAGCGCCUUGGAGCUGCAAGAUAAAAGAAGGUGGGUGUGAGCACAAAUGCACCAUGGACCACAGCAACGACCCCAUCUGCUACUGCCCGCCGGGCCAGACCGUGAACCUGGAGAACAGAGUCUCUUGUAAGGCGGGGGCAACAGAUGACCCCUGCGCGGCGCUGCGCUGCCAGCAGACCUGCUACGCGGUCGGAUCUGUCCAUCGGUGCGGCUGCUCCAGCGGCCUGCAGCUGGACGCGGACGGUAGGUCCUGUGUGGACAUCGACGAGUGCCUGGACAAGCGACAGUGUCCCGAGAAGAACUUCAGGUGCGUCAACACAUUGCUCAGCUACAAGUGCGUCUGCGAGAAGGGCUACAAAUUGAUCCUCGGCGCGUGCGUGGACACGGACGAGUGCUCGCACGCGCCGUGCGAGCACUCGUGCACCAACACGCGUGGCAGCUACGUGUGCUCCUGUUAUGAGGGAUAUAAGGUGGAUGAAAAGGCACCAAAUACAUGCAAACUGCACUGCGGGAAGGAGGAGUGCCCCGCGUUGUGUGACCCCAACGACAGAUUCCAGUGCUUCUGCCCGGACGGGUACGUGUUAGAUGAGAGGGGAACCAGCACGUUCUGCAUAGACAUAGACGAGUGCCAUAGCGAGUCUUUUAAUUGCAAUCAGCUGUGCCAAAACACAUAUGGCAGCUAUGCGUGCUCCUGCUAUACAGGAUUCAAGCUAGUUGAUCAGUUCAAGUGUGUAGAGGGUGACGACAAGGUCACUGACAGUUUUCCAAUGACCUCCACUCCAACCAACCCCACAUCACCCACCGCCCCGUACCCCGACCCGACCCGGCGGCCCUCUGGGGUGACAGCUGGGGGUCUGGUGGGGAUCAUAGUGUGUACGGUGUUCCUCGUCGUUCUGGCCGUCUUCGCGGCUCACUUGGGAUUCAACCGCAGAGGGAAGAAGGAGAACGACGCAGGUGCGCUCAAAGGUGGAGAGGAUGAGACCCACGGCUUACAGAGACUGAGCGACAGCCACACGGACCAAGUGGCGUAGAGACGUGUGAAUAUAUGAGCCAAGGCUUCAGAACCAAAUCUAAACACUCAGAGAAAAUCCGUGUGGGAGAAUGUAGGACAGCCAUAGCCAACAGCAUUAAUAAGAAAUAAACGGUGAAGAAACAACGGUUUACAAAAUGAGUUUAUGGGGAUAUUUACCCUUCAACCCACAUACAACCUCUCUCAUGUAAUGAAGUGACAAAGUUUACUUUGAUAUUAAAAUGUAAUAUGAAUGAACAAGUA